Molecule: messenger RNA, 549 nt
Organism: Prorocentrum cordatum
Lineage: Eukaryota; Dinophyceae; Prorocentrales; Prorocentraceae
Source: the annotation of a GenBank genome assembly
AUGCCGCCUCCUCCUCGUUGGCCAAUCGCUGCGAGAACGUGCCUUUCGUGUUCGAUGUCGUGCCAGGCGGGUGAGAUCCAGUUUGCAGCCGCACUGAUCGGACGGAUCCUCGACCUGCCUUCGUCUCAGGUGAGGUCCAGGGUGCAGCUGCACUCACCGCGCACGUGCGCCGCGUCGCUGUUGGGCGGCCAUCACCACGCGGCCCUGGACCUCGCCUCGGCGGGCGCCGCGGCCUGUGAGUUUCCCGCGCCCCGCCCGCCGAGCUCGGCGUCGAGCUGUUGGCGAGCUGGGUGCGCUCGCCGUGCCGAUGCUCAGAUGAUUCUCAAGUCGCCCUCCUUCAACUCGAAGCGCGCCGGGGCCUGCGCCGUGUACAGAGGUCUGGCUCGGGAGGUUCACGCAAUCCUCCCUCGUCUCGUCCUCUUCCCUCGUCCCUCGUCCUCUUCUUCACAUUCACUCAAUUGCAUGUGCACGCGUGUUUAUUUACACAUGUGUACAUAUCCUUGUCCAUAUCGCUGUGCAUAUAUCUUUGGAUCCACGGUGGACCUCUAA